Messenger RNA from Syzygium oleosum, 1659 nucleotides. RefSeq names its product probable protein phosphatase 2C 60. The coding region runs from base 414 to 1523 and encodes 369 amino acids. Lineage: Eukaryota; Viridiplantae; Streptophyta; Magnoliopsida; Myrtales; Myrtaceae. The transcript has 12 exons. Gene Ontology annotation, molecular function: cation binding; protein serine/threonine phosphatase activity. The record is from RefSeq and is a predicted model, not a curated record. Gene Ontology annotation, biological process: protein dephosphorylation.
AGAAAAUCUCAGGACCCGGUCCGACACCGACACAGACAAGCUAGACAUGGCCUAAACAAGUGGAAAAAAAUGGCGUCACACGCUCUGGUCGACUGUGUCGUGCGCGAGAGCGAGACGAGACGCAAAGGAGAGAAGUUUCUUGAAAGUGGAAAGAACAAUCCUUGACCCUCGUUCUCCUGGUGGAUCACCACCACUCACCCAGUUACCAGAAACUUGACGGAUCCAUCUCUCUGUCUCCCUCGCUCUCGUUCAUCUAUGUCUUUUCGUUGAAAUUGGAGCAACCCCUUUUCCUUAAUCCUUCCCUACGCUCCUCCCUCUCGGAUUCCGUGAAGACCCAAAUGCGUCUUUGACCGGUUCUUGGCCCAAAGCACUUCAGCCGUGCUUCAUCUUACUUGGACUUGGGAGACACAGAAAUGGGGAUAUAUCUGAGCACUCCAAAAACUGAAAAGUUCUCAGAAGAUGGCGAGAAUGAUCGAGUUAGAUAUGGCCUAUCAUCUAUGCAAGGUUGGCGUGCGACGAUGGAGGACGCUCAUGCUGCCUAUCCUGACCUGGAUGCUUCCACCUCAUUCUUUGGUGUUUAUGAUGGCCAUGGAGGGAAAGUGGUCGCAAAGUUCUGUGCCAACUAUCUUCACCAGCAGGUCCUCAAGAAUGAGGCAUAUGCAGCCGGAGAAAUAGGAAUAUCCCUUCAGAAAGCUUUUCUCCGAAUGGAUGAAAUGAUGCGAGGUCAAAGGGGUUGGAGGGAAUUAGCUGCUUUUGGAGAUAAAAUCAACAGAUUUACAGGAAUGAUAGAGGGACUUAUAUGGUCUCCAAGGGGUGCAGAUAGCAAUGGCAAGAAUGAUGAUUGGGCUUUUGAGGAGGGCCCUCAUUCUGAUUUUGCUGGCCCUUCUGCCGGGUGCACAGCCUGUGUUGCCGUUAUCCGAAAUAACAAACUAGUUGUUGCCAAUGCUGGUGAUUCUCGAUGUGUCCUGUCUAGAAAGGGUCAGGCAUACAAUCUGUCUAGAGACCACAAACCUGAAUUGGAGGCUGAAAAGGAGAGGAUUCUAAAAGCUGGAGGUUUUAUCCAUGCUGGACGAGUGAAUGGAAGCUUAAAUCUUGCAAGAGCUAUAGGUGACGUGGAAUUUAAGCAAAAUAAAUUUCUGCCUGCUGAAAAGCAAAUUGUAACUGCAAAUCCAGAUCUAAAUACUGUUGACCUUUGUGAGGAUGAUGAUUUUAUCGUGCUAGCAUGUGAUGGCAUCUGGGAUUGCAUGUCCAGCCAGCAGCUAGUGGAUGUCGUGCAUGAGCAGUUAAUUUCUGAAACGAAGCUCUCUACUGUGUGCGGGAGAGUUCUUGAUCGUUGUUUAUCACCAUCUACUGCCAAUGGCGAGGGAUGUGACAACAUGACGAUGAUAUUAGUGCAAUUCAAGAAACCGACCCCAACAAUUACAGAAUCGAUUGAAGAGCUAUCUUUGCCUUCUGAAUCUGCCGACAGUGCCCUGAAUCCGGGGGAUAACGAACUAAAACCAGAUGAAGUCGAAUCGAAAUAGUACUUACGUGUAAGAUUUUCGAUGCCACUGAUCAUAAGGACCUGAUUUCCUGGAAAUGUUCAGUUUAAUCUGCAAUUGUAUAUAACAUGCCAUUGUAUAUGAUCAAUCGAUUGAUGAAUCCAUGGCUACUUGUUUA